Salvia splendens (bonfire salvia) is the source of this 846-nucleotide messenger RNA. RefSeq lists its product as uncharacterized. The transcript is spliced from 2 exons. Gene Ontology annotation, molecular function: protein dimerization activity. The coding region runs from base 1 to 846 and encodes 281 amino acids. NCBI's taxonomy places the organism in Eukaryota, Viridiplantae, Streptophyta, Magnoliopsida, Lamiales, Lamiaceae. The record is from RefSeq and is a predicted model, not a curated record.
AUGAUUGGAAAGAAAGAUUCCGUUUUCGAUGAUAAGGGAAAAGCUCAAGGCAUUUUGUACUUACUAGAGUCAUUUGAUUUCGUGUUUAUGGCACAACUAAUGACUACUAUAUUUGGGUACACUAACAAUUUGUGUCUUGCUUUGCAAAGAAGAGAUCAAGACACCAUUAAUGCUAUGAGGCUUGUCACUUUAACCAAAGAUCAACUACAGAAAAUGAGGGAGGAUGGAUGGGAGAUUCUCUUGAACAAGCCCUCAUGUAAGAUCAAAACGUUUGUUCAACAAGUUUCAUAUCUUCAUCAUUUUCGUGUUGAUGUGUUUAUCAAAGUGAUUGACUUAUUACUUCAAGAACUUGAUAAUCGAUUCGAUGAAGUUAAUAUGGAGUUGCUCAGAUGUAUGGCUUGCUUCAAUCCUAAAGAUGGCUUCUCUUCUUUUGACAAGGAAAAGGUACUCAAACUUGCCACUUUUUAUCCUUCCGAUUUUGCAAACAUUGAUUUGAUGGACCUUGAGUGCCAACUUGAUAUAUUCAUUGGAGAUAUGAGAAGUGAUGAAGACUUUCAGAAUUUGCGAGAUAUUAGUUCUCUUUUGGUGAAGUCUGUUGAAACAAAAAGAGAUGUGGUUUAUUCGCAUGUGGUUUUGCUUAUCAAGUUGAUUUUGAUUCUUCCGGUUGCCACUGCAAGUAUAGAGAGAGUGUUUUCUGGAAUGACGUUUGUGAAGAAUAAGUUGAGAAAUAGAAUGGGUGAUCAACAUUUGAACGAUUGUUUGGUCACUUUCAUUGAGAAAGAUGUGUUUCUACAAGUAUCCGAUGAUGAUGUAGUGAAUCGUUUUGAAGAAAUGAAGACUCGUUGA